Setaria italica (foxtail millet) is the source of this 1512-nucleotide messenger RNA. RefSeq lists its product as uncharacterized. The transcript has 9 exons. Gene Ontology annotation, biological process: endoplasmic reticulum tubular network organization; membrane organization. Gene Ontology annotation, cellular component: membrane; endoplasmic reticulum. Bases 153 to 1190 code for a protein of 345 amino acids. The record is from RefSeq and is a predicted model, not a curated record. Lineage: Eukaryota; Viridiplantae; Streptophyta; Magnoliopsida; Poales; Poaceae.
CCAGCAUCCCCCACUCGGCCAGCAUCGGCAUCGGCUUCCUCGGGCGUCGCCACACGCCAGCCAAAAUUCCCCAACUCGCGUCGCCACUCUGCCUAUCUCCUCGUCGCCCCCAACCCAAAACCCAACCCCCAGGCUCCAGCGGAACCCCGGCGAUGGCAGGCUCCGGGGCGGACGCGGAGCAGGAGCAGAAGCGGGCGGCGGCGGCGGCGUACGACUACGAGGGCGACGCGCGCUGGUCCGACUACUGGUCCAACGUCCUCGUCCCUCCGAACCUCGCCUCCCGCCCCGAUGUCGUCGACCACUUCAAGCGCAAGUUCUACCAGCGAUACAUCGACCGUGAUCUGGUAGUCGAGCCGAUGUCAUCCACCGGUUCCAGUCAGCCGAGCAGGCCAGAUGUAAGGUCUUCACCCUCUCCAUCCAACGAGAAUCUCAGGGCUCGUAACUCAGGAUCUACUUCAAGGUCAGCGCCACCGCCACCAGCACAAACAGACAGUGCUGUCAACCCUUUACGAUUUGAUGCGCGGACUAUACAUUUCUCCAUUAAUGCCUGGGUACUUGUAGUUGCUUUUCUGGGAAUGCUUCCAAUUUUGCCAAAACACCUUGCUGACAGAGCUUGCAAACUUUCAUUACUGGGAACAAUAUUCUCCUCGGGAUAUUCUCUAUACAGUACUUAUGGGAAACCAAGAGCGUGGAACAUGCCAGCAAUUCAGGCUUGGUUGCAGUCUGUACUUGCAACCAAGGAUUUUAUCCAUUUGAUGUUCUCUUCUAUGUUCUUCACAUCUCAAUUGCACUUAAAGAUUGCUGCACUACCUGUGCUUUGCUGGGCACUUGAUCAUGUUGCCAGAUUCCUAAGGCGUAAUUUCAACCGAUCCUCUUUCUAUAGGAGAUACUUGGAAGAACCUUGUCUUUGGGUAGAGACAAACAAUACUACACUGAGUCUCCUUAGUUCCAAUGCUGAAAUCGCCUUGGGUUUUCUUCUGAUCAUAUCAUUGUUCUCGUGGCGUCGUAGCAUAAUUCAGACAUUCAUGUACUGGCAGGUGUUGAAGCUGAUGUACCAUGCUCCUGUGACAUCCAGCUAUCACCAGAGUGCCUGGGCGAAAAUUGGGAGGGUUGUGAAUCCAUACAUCCACCGCUAUGCCCCGUUCCUCCAGACACCCAUUUCUGCGAUCCAGAGAUGGUGGUUCAGGUAGAGAUAUGCGGGAAAAUUAUAUGCUGCUAUGCGGGAAAAUUAUAUGCUGCUAAAUCGUUGAGCCACUCCGGUGGUUUGAGACAGACAGACAAAUGUAGCAUGCCGUUGUGUAACGCAGCAGUGCACCCUUUGCAAUGUGGAUUUGCGGGAUGACUGAUAUCCCAAAUUCUGGAGGGUGCUUAUGGUAACAAGAAGAGCGUUGUAUGCCUGUAAACUCUAACAGGUGGUGUACCUUGGUGCAGGGAUGGCCAUGUGUGUGUGCUGGAUACAAUCUCUUCCUGAUUAAGCUAACUUAAUUACAUCCCGCGCCUUUGCAUUAUCCA